Zygotorulaspora mrakii is the source of this 1182-nucleotide messenger RNA. RefSeq names its product homocitrate synthase. Lineage: Eukaryota; Fungi; Ascomycota; Saccharomycetes; Saccharomycetales; Saccharomycetaceae. The record is from RefSeq and is a predicted model, not a curated record. The transcript has a single exon. Gene Ontology annotation, cellular component: mitochondrion. The coding region runs from base 1 to 1182 and encodes 393 amino acids. Gene Ontology annotation, molecular function: homocitrate synthase activity.
AUGUCAGUCUCAUCUAAUCCAUAUGCUCCAAAUGUUGCUGAUUUAGUCUCAAAUGUGAGAAAUUUUCAAAUUAUUGAAUCUACCCUAAGAGAAGGUGAACAAUUCGCUAAUGCCUUUUUCGAUACUGAAAAGAAAAUUGAGAUCGCAAAAGCAUUGGAUGACUUUGGAGUUGAUUACAUUGAGUUGACGUCUCCCGUUGCAUCCGAGCAAUCAAGAAAGGAUUGUGAAGCCAUUUGUAAAUUGGGAUUAAAGGCAAAAAUUUUGACUCAUAUUCGUUGUCACAUGGACGAUGCCAGAGUUGCCGUCGAGACCGGUGUUGAUGGUGUAGAUGUUGUUAUUGGGACCUCAAAAUUCUUAAGACAAUACUCACAUGGAAAGGACAUGAAUUAUAUCGCUAAGAGUGCCAUCGAGGUGAUUGAAUUUGUUAAAUCCAAGGGCCUGGAGAUUAGAUUCUCCUCCGAAGACUCCUUUAGAUCGGAUAUUGUAGAUCUACUAAAUAUUUACAAAACAGUUGAUCAUAUUGGUGUGGAUAGAGUUGGUAUUGCUGACACUGUUGGGUGUGCAAAUCCAAGACAAGUCUAUGACCUAGUCAGAUCUUUGAAAAAUGUUGUCUCUUGUGACAUUGAAUGUCACUUCCACGAUGACACCGGCUGCGCUAUUGGUAAUGCGUACUCUGCACUUGAAGCCGGUGCUCGAUUAAUUGAUACUUGUGUCCUUGGUAUCGGCGAAAGAAAUGGUAUUGUUUCGUUAGGUGGAUUUAUGGCAAGAAUGAUUGUAUCUGCGCCUGAAUACGUUAAAUCUAAGUAUAAUUUGAAAAAACUGCGUGACCUGGAGACGUUGGUAGCUGAAGCGGUAGAAGUGAAUUUACCAUUCAACAAUCCAAUUACUGGCUUUUGCGCCUUUACCCAUAAAGCCGGUAUUCAUGCCAAGGCAAUCUUGGCGAACCCAUCGACUUACGAAAUUUUAAACCCCGAAGACUUUGGUAUCAGUAGGUAUAUUCAUUUUGCUAACAGACUCACUGGCUGGAAUGCAAUUAAAUCAAGAGUUGAACAGUUGCAACUGAAACUCACCGAUGACGAAAUCAAGGAGGUUACUGGAAAAAUUAAACAGAUGGGUGACAUUAGACCACUUGGUCUUGAUGAUGUGGAUUCCAUCAUCAAAGACUUUCACGCAGAGUUAUGA